This is a messenger RNA of Priapulus caudatus, 2314 nucleotides long. RefSeq names its product tryptophan 2,3-dioxygenase-like. NCBI's taxonomy places the organism in Eukaryota, Metazoa, Priapulida, Priapulimorpha, Priapulimorphida, Priapulidae. Gene Ontology annotation, molecular function: L-tryptophan 2,3-dioxygenase activity; heme binding; metal ion binding. The coding region runs from base 63 to 1328 and encodes 421 amino acids. The transcript is spliced from 12 exons. The record is from RefSeq and is a predicted model, not a curated record.
CUUCACACCAUCCGCAUGCCAGUAGUCGUAGCUCGUAGCAAGUGGGAAUCGCAACGUAAACCAUGUCGUGUCCAUUUGGUCGAGGACUUUACACGGCAGCAAAGAGUAAGACUGAGCCUAAUGCGUCCAAGACGCCGGAGCCAGGUUCAACGAAAACCUAUAUAACACCGAUAAAGGGUGUCGCCUAUGGAGACUAUCUACAGUUGGAUAAACUGCUAAAAUGCCAGACACUGAUGAGUGAAGUACAUGGCGAAAAGGUACACGACGAGCAUCUAUUCAUCAUUACUCACCAAGUUUACGAGUUGUGGUUCCAACAGAUUAUCCUUGAGAUUGAUUCCGUCAAAAAAAUGUUUGGCGGUUCCUUCUUGCAUUGGAGUCUCAUAUCACAAAGCAACAAACGCAUAAUCGCUGGCCUUUCAAAUACUAAUCGCAAUGAUGUAGAUUGUAACAACAACGAGACCAUUAAACCAGCCGGCGUGGGUAGCGGUAAGACCCGAGAUGCAACAUAUGGAAUCAGGAAUGGCAACGAAGACCUAAUAGCGUCGGUAACUAACAACACCAACAGAGUGCGCUAUAAUCGCCAACAUUACUUGGAAGUGUUUCAAGACUCGGAGUCGUGUACGGCCCUCAUUGAAUCAGAAGAACAGGACUCACUGCUGGAACUUGUGGAAAAAUGGCUCGAGAGGACACCUGGGUUAGAGCCGACGCAAUUCAACUUUAUAAACCGCUUUAAGAAUACUGUCGAGAAGAUGUUAAAGGAUGAAGAAAGCCAAGCUGAGGAGUACGAGGCGGAAACAAUAAAGCAGGAGAUAAUGGAAAAUGCCGCUCGACAAAGGGAGGUAUUUUCAACAAUCUUCGACGUCCAGAAACAUGAGAACCUUGUCGCACGAGGCGAGAGAAGGUUGUCGCACAACGCAAUGUUGGGUGCACUCAUGAUCUGUCUGUAUCGCGACGAACCCCGUUUCAACCAGCCCUAUCAACUGAUAACAGCGCUCAUGGAUAUCGACUCUCACAUGACGAAAUGGCGAUAUAACCACGUUGUUAUGGUGCAAAGAAUGUUAGGUAACAAACCUGGAACCGGUGGCUCAUCUGGAUACCAAUACUUGCGUUCAACCGUCAGUGACAGAUACAAGGUGUUUUUGGACCUCUUCAACCUGUCCUCAUAUCUGAUCCCGCGGAAAUACAUCCCGCCCCUGACACGCAUCAUGAAGCGCCGCCUAUCGGUGAUGGAAGAUAUGAUCCUAGUCCCCAAAAUCGGAGUCGCCAACGCUGAAGCUGCUGAAGCUGCUGAAGCUGCCGAAGCUGCCGAAGAAAAGGACGAGGAAUAAUGGAGAUGUUAACUGUGCUAGAGAUGAACGGAGAACGAGGUGUCAUUGCGGACCCUCACUGCUCAACGCCGUCAACCCCCUAUUCAUGUUCUUGUGUACGUACGCACAUCAGCGGGAUACCAUACAGUUCGAUGAGUUGUAUGCUUAAAUAUUCAGUAAAAUGUAUUUUGAUUUAUUCAUUAUAUCACCCAGCACUAAUAAGACUGAUUAAUACCUUUGAUAUAGUCGCCACAAGACCGGAUAAACGCAUGUUUAAGUAAUCGGCUUAAGCAAUCGCAUCCGAAAUUUAUUGAACUAUGUUGCGGGUGAUGAACAAAAAUCGAGUUUCGAUGCGCAUUAACUUUCCUGAAGCGCAAUGCGUUUCGCUGACAUUUCGCGGCCCAUGGUAAAUGCAAACAACUACAGGAAUGCUUGUGGUGGUGGCGUGAGCAAACAGAUUGUUGUAAACCGUGUUGUUUCGCUUGCCCGAGGGCACCGACGCGGCAUGGAUGCAUAAAUCAUCUCGUCGUGGGUUAAGUCCGUACGUCUCAGUUAAGCGUAGAUUUUACGGAUUUUGUGGUUUCUAGUUUUGCGGUACGGGUGAGAGCAAGGGUGGGGACAAAGGUACGGAUAAGUUGGGUUGCGUAAACGGAAAAUAACCCUUAGCAUGACGAGCCGUGCCGUGGAUUAGCUGCUGUACGCAAUUACAUAUCAGCAAAUCAGUAAGCAAAUUCGUAUAAGUUGACGGAAAGGGAAAUGUAAAUGAUAUAAUAAUUUAAACAUAAUAAAAUCGAUUGCUCAAGUCGACAAAGUCAAUUGACGGUACGACCGAUUAACUAGGUAAAGCAAUUUAUAGCUUUUCUAUAUUUAAAGCUUUUAGAACACGCGGCAGUAUAAAUUAGUAAUAAAAUAUACCGUUGCUAGUUUUACAGUUUUUAUACUGCAUGCAAUUUGGGAAAUCAUAACAACUUAAUUAAAUAAAACUAUAAUAUAGACAUUUCAAUUCA